This is a messenger RNA of Hibiscus syriacus, 881 nucleotides long. Its product is annotated as ras-related protein RABA4a. Gene Ontology annotation, molecular function: GTPase activity; GTP binding. The transcript has 2 exons. The coding region runs from base 90 to 767 and encodes 225 amino acids. The record is from RefSeq and is a predicted model, not a curated record. Gene Ontology annotation, cellular component: endosome. Lineage: Eukaryota; Viridiplantae; Streptophyta; Magnoliopsida; Malvales; Malvaceae.
GUAGCAAAUCAAUCUGCACAAGGGGGGGGGGGGGGAAGGCUAUUGAAGGGAAAAGAAGACUUAAAAAGGAGUUAUUUUUUGGAGAGAAAAUGGCUAGUGGAGGAGGAUAUGGUGAUCCAAGCCAGAAGAUAGACUAUGUUUUCAAGGUAGUUUUGAUCGGUGAUUCUGCAGUGGGCAAGUCUCAGAUUCUUGCUCGCUUCGCCAGGAAUGAGUUCAGUUUAGAUUCCAAGGCUACCAUUGGCGUUGAGUUUCAGACCAGAACACUUGUUAUUCAACACAAGAGUGUCAAAGCUCAGAUCUGGGACACUGCUGGUCAAGAACGAUAUAGAGCUGUUACAAGUGCAUACUAUAGGGGUGCUGUUGGGGCAAUGCUGGUUUAUGAUGUAACGAAACGCCAGACCUUCGAUCACAUUCCACGUUGGCUUGAAGAGUUGCGUGGCCAUGCUGACAAGAACAUCGUUAUCAUUCUGAUCGGGAACAAGAGUGACCUUGAAAACCAACGGGCAGUUCAGACGGAUGAUGCGAAAGAAUUUGCUCAGAAGGAAGGACUGUUUUUCUUGGAAACAUCUGCUCUCGAAUCGUCUAACGUGGAGACCGCCUUCUUAACUGUGCUUACCGAGAUCUUCAACAUCAUGAACAAGAAGAGCCUAGCUGCCAACGAGGAUAAGGAGAAUGGCAACCCCGUGUCGCUAGCAGGCGAGAAGAUCGUCAUGCCAGGUCCGGCACAAGUAAUUCCGGCAAAGAGUAACAUGUGCUGUAGGUCAUGAUCGAAUCGGAUUUUUUUCGUAAUAUCGGUUGCUUUCGCAGUCAUAAUAGCAAUUUUUGGGAGUGUGAUAUGUAUGUUUGUAUGUUUACAUUGCAUUAGUUUAGUUUGGAGCAGC